AGCUAGGUUGUGGGUGGGCGGAAGUUAGGAUGUUUGGGGGGCUGUGAAUAAACGGGGAGGGAAGAGUUGUCACUGGGCGCCGGGAUAGGCUGCGCAGCUUCGGACUAAGUUACUAGCACAUUCCGGACCGGGGCAAGUACCAACCCAGCUACUGAGGGAAGCGAAGAACAGGUACCUGUCUGUCUGGGUUUGUUUCAAACCUGCCGCCAUCAAGCUGCGCCCAGGUGCUGUCUCAGGGCAACAUCAUCUCUAACGGGAGCGGCUUUAUAAGCGGGACAGGGGCAGUCAAUGGAUUCUCUAGUGUCCCUGAAUUUUGAAGUGAUCUUUUCACCCUAUUGUUAGGGUUCCUGAAUGGAUAUUUCCUACGGUGGAAGCAGCAGGCGGUUGAGAAGCGGCAGUCGCAAUUUAGUGUCUGUCACAGUCACAUCCCAAAGCCAAAGAUGGCCCUCAAAUGCUGACACUGAAGAAAACUCACUUGUGAGAAACUUGGACACUGACUUAUAUGAGGCUAUGACUCCUCUCAGUUCAUCACCCAAGAGUGCGAGUGAAGACUCGCUGUCUAAUCCAGCCCUGGAGGAGUUUGGACAUAAUGGGACUGUCGUGUCACAAGUGGUGACUGCCAAACGGCACAAAAGAUGGCCCGCCCGAGUUUUGUCAAUGUUUUGCUGCCUUGUGGUCGUUUGCAUUCUAUCUGUUUUGCUCGCUGUCCUCUAUCUAGUUGUGCAAGACAUGAGAUCUGGAAGAGAAAUCAAUGACGAAGGAGAUAAGAUUAGCCUUUUAGGGUUCUGGAGUCUCCUUGCCUUGUCCCUCCUAGCGGGUCUGUCCUGCUGCAGCUUCUCAUGGACCGUCACCUACUUUGAUUCUUAUGAACCAGGAAUGUUUCCCCCAACGCCACUUUCGCCGGCACGCUUCAGGAAAAUGACUGGCCAUUCCUUCCACAUAGGCUAUACUAUGGCAAUACUCAAUGGCAUCGUGGCAGCUCUGACCGUUCUCUGGUGUUUGCUAUAAUGGUAUAGCGUUUCGUUCCAAGCAUUGCCAUUUUUUAUAACGGGACCCGGAAUAUUGUAUAACAGCAAGGAUCUAUAUGCGUAAAUAUAGAGAGGAAUAUUUUUAGCCAAGUGAAAACAAGCUCUUUUGUUACAUGGACAAUUGUAAAAAAAAUUUAGUCUGUUUUAUUUUUUCAAGGAGGAAUUUUUAAGAAAUUUUUACUCUUACCUUUUUUUGUGCAUAUCCAUUUUGUAUGGUGAGAAAUACACAUUUUAACACUUCAAAGGUAAUUUUAGCACCUAAGCACAGCCUGGUUGUGGGAUUCCCCAUUGGGCCAUCAUCAGGAACCUGCACUUUCUCUGCUUCCUGCUUUCCCAAGCAGCAGAUCCCUUGGCCGAGCCUGUUUGUAAUAAUAAUAAUGCCACAUAUACAGGUUAUACUACAUCAUCUGUAUUGGUUUUUGGAAGUACCAUUUGUUUUAUAGAAGAAUUUAGGUGAGGGAUCAAUAUUAAGAAAUAUUUUAUAAAUGUUUGUAUAUGAAACGUAAUUUUUUGCAGGCAAAUAUUUUAAAAUAAUUGAGUUUUUAAUUA
Xenopus tropicalis (tropical clawed frog) is the source of this 1577-nucleotide messenger RNA. RefSeq names its product ARF like GTPase 6 interacting protein 6 (gene arl6ip6). The record is from RefSeq and is a predicted model, not a curated record. The transcript is spliced from 5 exons. The coding region runs from base 352 to 1008 and encodes 218 amino acids. NCBI's taxonomy places the organism in Eukaryota, Metazoa, Chordata, Amphibia, Anura, Pipidae.